GUGCACGUUCUCCAGGAGAACGGUGGCGGAUUUCAGCUGCUGCUGUACCAUACCAGUUGCACAUUAUAUUUGAUGGGUGGCACAUUAGGUUGUAGUGGUGGACAACAAGCGCAAUAUAUAAACAUGAUACUCAUCUUCAGUCAACAACAGAAUGGCCAACGAACGCAUGUGGUGCAAUACCCCGCCGGCCGUCCAUCGGCCUCACUCCGUCAGUCCCCAUCACCUCCUUCUAGUCACUGCGCUUCGCGUUCCAAGUUCUCCAUCGACAGCCUUCUUUCUCACAAACGAGACGAGGAUAUCCCUGACCUAAGGCCACCGACAACGCUACCGAACUCCGCAAGCAUACAACGAGCUCCCCAGAUGAUUCAGGGCUGUCUUCGGCCGACCCCAGUUGUAGCCGCUGCUCAUUCUGCCGUAUCCCUACAUCAUCCUGCUAUGAGCCCGGGUAUGCCCGGAGAUUAUGUGUCCUCCUUAGAACAUUCGCCGGGCCACAUGAUCACGUCGCAGCAUGGUACACCUGCCGGGACGUUCUCGACGACACCAGGAAUGGGAGGAUGGCUAGGCAGGCCACUGUUCUUCACGUUAGCAGAGCUUUGUGGAAUUGCAGCUCCGAAACCUUCUGGAAGGCGGCCCAGGAAGCCAGGUGUAGAAAGGAAACCUCGACAAGCCUACAGCGCCAAACAGCUCGAAAGGCUCGAAUCGGAGUUCAAGGUCGACAAGUACCUGAGCGUAAGCAAGAGAAUGGAACUAUCCUCUGCACUGAACCUCACGGAGGUGCAGAUCAAGACGUGGUUUCAGAACAGAAGGACAAAAUGGAAGAAACAGAUGACAGCUCGGAUGAAGCUGGCUCAACGGCAAGGCUUGUGGCCACCUCAUUAUCUCGCAUCUGGUCCCACGUUCAACCCAUUCCUCGGGCCAGGAUUCCUUGCCAGCGGUCCACCAUGUGAUCAGCGAUCCAUGGUGUUAGGUGCGAACCCUUCUAGCCCCGUGUCAUCCUCACCGCAGACCAGAGAUGAUGAGGACAGUUCGUCUGGUGAUAGAAAGUAGCCUGCGCCUCUCUUCAAUGAGACUGUUUGAACUGUGAUCAUGAACAAGCGUAGUUGUGGUGCACCGAUUGUGGAAACGCUGAACUAUAGUAAAUGAGGUAUACGCUUCAGAUGGUACACACGACUACACGUGGCAAUGCGUGUUGUGUAGGAAAUACAUAGUAUGGAAGAUAUGAUUGGCACAUAACGCCUAAUGGCGUAUUUAAACAAGCUGGACGCGAGCGAAUGACCACAGCGCGCAGCACUUCUCAUUGACGUAAGUGCCGAGCGGCGAAGGCAAUUUGAAAAUUAUAAAUUUAAUCAAACACAAAUAGAAUCAAAUAUCUGUGUAGAACAUGCGCAAUAUUACUGUACAGUCCCUGCCUAAAAUGUAUAAGGAAUAUAGAAAUGUUUCAUAUUGACAAAAUAACGUGUAUGACGUGUAAAAUAUGACGCAUAAUGCUGUAAAUAAUCG
Ornithodoros turicata is the source of this 1500-nucleotide messenger RNA. RefSeq names its product brain-specific homeobox protein homolog. The coding region runs from base 73 to 1047 and encodes 324 amino acids. Gene Ontology annotation, molecular function: DNA-binding transcription factor activity, RNA polymerase II-specific; DNA binding. NCBI's taxonomy places the organism in Eukaryota, Metazoa, Arthropoda, Arachnida, Ixodida, Argasidae. Gene Ontology annotation, biological process: regulation of DNA-templated transcription. The transcript is spliced from 5 exons. The record is from RefSeq and is a predicted model, not a curated record.